AUGGAGCUGUGGCACUUGCUUUGGCUCUUUUUAUUAGCUGGGGGUUCAGCACCCACAUCCCGAGGCCUACGCCGCAGUACUUUCCAUGGAACCACUCCAAGGACGACUCAGAAGGGAACAGGAUCUUCCUCUCAUGGAACUGGGCCUGUGUGGAAAACUUCGUUCCCGACCACUGGCUCGCCCGUCAACACUUUUCCGUCCACGGCGACUUCUCACCAAAGCGUCACCUCCAAAUCCAGCACCGGACCCGUGGUAUCAACCACAUCAGCCACAUCGCGUCGUUCGACGUCACGUACGAAAUCAUCGACCCCGGAUCCCACUCAAUUUACAGUGCCCGACGUAAGUGCAUGGCUGUGCUUUUAGUUUCUUUCUUGAAGAGUACGACUCCCCAUUCCUCCACCGUCACUACCACGACCACUCAUGUAACGCUAACUUCGACGACGACUACUCGAAGCCAACCGACAACUUCAAGAAGGCAUACCACGACUACGAGCCCACAUAUGGUACGGCUUUUUUUAUAACAAAUAUGCUUGGUUAUAGGAGGAAGGGGAAAACGUCGUUAUUAUCUACAUUGUGAUAGGAGUUGUGAUCGGGAUCAUCGCUUUGUGCGUCGUGGUUGGACUUGUUGUUUGGUGUUGUAAAAGAGGAAAGGAGCAGGGGGAUAAGACGAUGACUUCCGACACCAGCACUCAUCAGGACACGAAGCCCUUGUUGGCGACCCCAGUGAACCAGUUUUCAAAAAGGAGGGCGAAUUACGAAGACAUGCCUGAUUUGGUGGGACCCAAUCAUCUCGACGUCAACAAGAUCCGAUAUCGAGGCCCCAUGAAAAUACCACAGGUCAUCAUCCCGGUUUUUGUAAGUCAUUUACGGGGGAAUUACUGAUACCCGAUCUGCCCCGUAGCCGAGAUGUUUCAUAUGUCAUCGGAAAUUGAAAAAGCUCUUCUUCAACUUGAGAGUGAUCGGGUCCAAGGAAACAAUAUUUUUGCAACAUUAUGCGUUUUACUGUCACGGUAAAAACUUUGAUGUAAAAUAUCUCAAAACGCCUCCCUUUGAUUUCCUUUAUAAUUUUGUGGUUUUAACAUCCUCAACAAGCGUUUUGAGUGUUCUAUAGUUUGUCAGAGGUCAUCGAUUUUUCUGAUAUCAACAACAUCCUCAGGUCACAGUAACCAGGAAUACGAUAAUUUUGAGGACCAUAAAUUUGCCAAAAUUUAUAAGACCUUUCAAGAGAGUGUGAACUGUCCGUGAGCUUUCAAUCAACAUGAGACCCCCAAAUUUGGAAGGAGCGUUCAAAGCCACCAUGUAAAAUAUUUUCUUUUUCGAUGUAAUUUUCGCGCCGCAAAAAUUACCGUGGUCCCUUACCAUUUUUUCUUCGACCCGUUGCAUAUAAAGCUGGUCAUAUAAGAUCUCGGUAUUUUUUUUCCCAAAUCGCGAUUUUCGGUGCACAAAAAAGUCGACGCCCAAAUCGAAAAAUUGGCGUCAACUUAAUUUUUUCAGCACCGAAUUCCGAAAUGCGGUGCUGACUUAAGCACUUAAGUCUUCGGUACAGACUUAAGACUUUGUGCACUGAUUUCGAAAAACAGAAAAUUUUACCGAAUUUCAGAAUUCGGUGCCCAGAAAAAAAUAAGUCGAGGCCAAUUUUUCGAUUUGGGCGUCGACUUUUUUGUGCACCGAAAAUCGCGAUUUGGGAAAAAAAAAUCCGAGAUCUUAUAUAUGGCUCGGGACUUCUAAAUCUCUCCGCAAGAGUCCAUCCGAACCCUGGAAAUUUAGUCCAAAGUUAAAAGUUGACAAAAAAGGAGGAGACGACAGAGAAAGGCAGAAAUUCUUACAAAGAGAGAAAUUGCGCAAUGUUAUGUCAGAUUGCGCAACUUUUAACUUUGUACUAAAUUUGCAGGGUUCGGAUGGACUCUUGCGGAGAGAUUUAGAAGUCCCGAGCCAUAUAUGACCACCUUUAUAUUUAGUUCGAAUUGUGAGUUUUCUCGUUUAAAAUGACCGUUGACAUGUGUUAACGGUCAUUUUGCCGUUGACCCUGCGGAUUUUGCCCAAAGUUAAAAGUUGCGCAAUCUUACACACCGCUGCGCAAUUUCUCUCUUUGUAAAAAAUUUCUGCGUUUCUCUGUCGGCUCCUCCUCCUCCCCCCCCCCUUUUUUUUUGUGAACUUUUAACUUUGGACUAAAUCCGCGGGGUUGGGAUGGACUAGCGCGCUGAAAUUUGUAAAGCACCUCCCAUAUAUACAUUAUAAAUAGUUCGUUUUAUUUUGGGAUCCCUUGAAUAUGAAAAUGUCAAUACCGUUCUACAAAGUGUAAAAAAUUGUUUUUAAGUAUACCGUUAAGUGUGCUGUACGUUUUCAGGAUGAGCCCGACGACAAUGACGUUUCAGAUCCGAAACCAGAUGAACACUUUGCGAUAGAUGAGAGUCUAAACGAAGUGAUCGAGAUAGGAUCUGAAGUCGAAGUAGUGGUGGAUGAACACGGAAAUGUUGUUCGCCCUCCGAGGGCCCCCAGACCCGCAAAUCCUCGCCCCGCCCGAGUCCGUCCUGGGGGCGAGAACCCCAAUAAUCUGAGACCAAUCCGCGAGUAA
This is a messenger RNA of Bursaphelenchus xylophilus (pine wood nematode), 2575 nucleotides long. Lineage: Eukaryota; Metazoa; Nematoda; Chromadorea; Rhabditida; Aphelenchoididae. The record is from the annotation of a GenBank genome assembly.